This is a messenger RNA of Austrofundulus limnaeus, 1323 nucleotides long. RefSeq names its product general transcription factor IIB (gene gtf2b). Gene Ontology annotation, biological process: protein acetylation; transcription initiation at RNA polymerase II promoter; RNA polymerase II preinitiation complex assembly. Bases 16 to 972 code for a protein of 318 amino acids. NCBI's taxonomy places the organism in Eukaryota, Metazoa, Chordata, Actinopteri, Cyprinodontiformes, Rivulidae. Gene Ontology annotation, cellular component: transcription preinitiation complex; nucleus. The transcript is spliced from 7 exons. Gene Ontology annotation, molecular function: RNA polymerase II general transcription initiation factor activity; acetyltransferase activity; RNA polymerase II core promoter sequence-specific DNA binding. The record is from RefSeq and is a predicted model, not a curated record.
GAGAUACAACUGAACAUGGCGUCGACGAGCCGCGGAGAAGCUUUGGCCCUGCCGAGGGUUCAGUGUCCAAACCACCCCGAAGCCAUUCUGGUGGAGGACUACAGAGCAGGGGACAUGAUUUGUCCUGAAUGUGGCCUUGUUGUAGGUGACCGUGUUAUCGACGUGGGCUCAGAGUGGAGGACGUUUUCCAACGAGAAAGCUCUGAAAGAUCCCUCCAGAGUGGGAGACGCUCAGAACCCGCUGCUGAAUGGAGGAGACCUCACCACCAUGAUUAGCAAGGGAACRGGAGCUGCCAGUUUUGAUGAAUUUGGCAACUCUAAGUAUCAGAACCGGCGGACCAUGAGCAGCUCUGACCGGGCCAUGCUGAACGCCUUUAAAGAGAUCAGCACCAUGGCCGACCGCAUCAACCUGCCAAGAAACAUUGUAGACAGAACAAACAACUUAUUCAAGCAGGUUUAUGAACAGAAGAGUCUGAAGGGCCGAGCCAACGACGCCAUCGCUUCAGCCUGUCUCUACAUCGCCUGCAGACAGGAAGGAGUUCCCCGAACCUUCAAAGAGAUCUGUGCCGUCUCCAGGAUCUCCAAGAAGGAGAUCGGCCGCUGCUUCAAGCUGAUCCUGAAGGCGCUGGAGACCAGCGUGGACCUGAUCACGACGGGCGACUUCAUGUCCCGCUUCUGCUCCAACCUGGGCCUACCCAAACAGGUGCAGAUGGCUGCCACCUUCAUCGCCAGGAAGGCCGUGGAGCUGGACCUGGUGCCCGGCAGGAGCCCCAUCUCUGUGGCUGCAGCAGCCAUCUACAUGGCCUCCCAGGCCUCGGCAGAGAAGAAGACCCAGAAAGAAAUCGGAGACAUCGCAGGCGUGGCAGACGUGACGAUCAGGCAGUCGUACCGACUCAUCUACCCUCGAGCUGCCGAACUUUUCCCUCCAGACUUCAAAUUCGACACGCCCGUGGACAAACUGCCCCAGCUGUGAGCAGCGGCUCCUCUGCUGCGCUCAACCUUUCUUUUCUAAAUUUGUGUUUUGGAUUGAGCCCAGUUUUUGUCCUGUGCAGAACACAGAGCCCUGUGACAGGACGAUGGUGGACACAUUCCAGUGCUUCAGUAAACGGCUUGCAGACUGUACUUGCAGUAUUUCAUUUCAGUGUAUAUACUGUAGAGUGUAUAUAUGUCCAAGUGGAAACAUGUAACUGACACUUGCAAUUUUAGCCUCUUUUCAUACUGURAACAAACACUUUUUCUUUGUAGAAAAAUCCUGGUUCUAUUUUGUUUCAAAUGUUUCAAGUAAUUUAAAAAUAAACGAUUUUCACUAAAUCAGAUCAAGAAU